AUGAAUGUUACAGAGACGUUGAAAGUAUCAAAACCAAAACCUUCCAGAAGAGCAAGACGAACACUUGUUUGCCUUCUAUGUAAAAAUAAGAAAUUGAAAUGUGAUAAAGGUAGACCUAGUUGCAAGAGGUGUAUAGAGUCUAAAAGAUUAUGUGUUUAUGAAAGCGAUGGUAAACCUUAUGAUAAUGCAAUUAGUCCCGAGGAUGAAACUAUUAAAUCAAAAAAUAUAAUUCGUGAUAAGUCUUCAAUAUCUUUCAUGACGGCUAAUAGUACCAACAGUUCUCCAGCAGAGGGGAAUCAAAAAAUUGCAACGGGUAAUAUAACACCUUCUGAUUAUAGAAAACCUUCAUAUAUUUCACACGAAAAUGAUGGUAUUGUUACUCAACCAAUCAUUACACCAAAUUCUUCUGCCCCAUCAGGAUUAGAUUCUGAUAUAACUUCUGAUAUAUAUAAUUUGAAAAAUAGCAACUGGAGUGGCAGUAGUAAUAGAGAGAGUCAUACCACGGCAAAUACUGGCGCAACAACAGUGUCUCCCAGAGAUGCUCUAUCCGACCAUAAAGGAGUCUCAGCUGGAUUAAUACAAACACCUUCUGAUUUAAAGAUGAAACCAGAAAGAAUUACUACUGUACCAAAUAUUAUGAUGGAUCUUUGGAAUCCAAGAGAUAUCCUAGUAUCAUAUGGAUCCACUACAUAUUACGAUUUACCUUAUGGGACCCACAGUGUUGCUCAAUCAGACCCAUAUUUGAGAGCUCUAUGUGCUUGUCUACAUGGGGAUACAAUAACCGAAUUGAGAGCCAGACUUACUUCAAUCUCAUCUAAUACGCCUGGUUUAAGUAGAAAUAUCGCGGUUAAUAUUCAAUCACCUCAAAGUGAUACAUCUAUUUUACUAGAUAACAAUCACUAUAAAUUAAAGGAUAAUUCAGAUGGCCCUGAAAGAGAAUUACACCCGUUGAAGUUUAUCGAAAAAGCCAUUGUCAAAUGGAUCGAGAAUUCAAAUGCUCAAGUUUCAAACCAGUUACCUCUAGAUUAUUUUAAUACAACAUAUACUAUCGAUGAUAGCAUGGAUCCCAAUCUAUUGUCGUCUUUACAAACUUUAGUACGAGAAAUUGAAUUGAUUUUAAUGGAUAAGCCUGUAAUCGAUGCGUUAUUAAGAAAAUUUUAUGAAGAAAUAUAUCCAUUUUAUCCCCUGUUUGAUAUUCGAAGUUUUGAAACUAAUUUAAUAUACAUACUAAUGAAUUCCAAUGGAAAAAGAUAUGAAUUCAACGUUUAUAAUAAUAACAUUAGAAAAAAGUUGGAGAUGCUUGUAUUGUUUUUACUUAUUUUGGCAAUUACUUUGAGAAGUCCAAAUUUGGAUGAUGAACAAUACCGUAUAGAUAAAAAUAAUGCAGACAAUUCUGCAAGACAAUUAUUAAUAUAUGCUCAGAAAUUAUUAUCUUUGCUUAAUGGAUUCAAAUUUACAAACGAAAAUAUUAUAUGUUGUUUAUUAUACCUUUUCAUUGCAUCAUUAUUGAACCCAGAAAAUAGGGAUGUUGAUGUAACACAUGACAGAAUUCUGACAUUGAAAUGUAUAGAAAAUUUAUCGAUGACAAUUGGACUUUUCAACGAUCCUUCGUUGUAUCCAAGAUACAUGAAUGAUCCUUCUAAAAAUGAAUCAUUUCAUGUUUUCAGACGGAAACUGUGGAUUGGACUUCAAUCAAUGAAGUUAGAAAUUCUUACCUCUAAUGGUGGGGCAAACUGUUUGGAUGUUCAAUAUUUAAAUACAUUUUUGGGAUCAACUCCAGAUUUGAUAUCAAAUUUAAGUUCUAGAUUAGAGACAUCCUCCGAAGUUGACAGAAGAAUAUUUUCUAUUCAAGAGGAUAAAUACCAUUUCCAUAUUUUAUUAUCUCGUUUGAUGACAUCUUGUACUACAAUUGGGCAACAACAAAAUUUACAAGAGAUUCUUGAUAACAUAAAAGUCGUGUUAGAUUUUAUGCACCAAAGAUUUCCAUUGCCAAGAUUAAACAAGAAGGCAGAUUUUAAAAAUAUCAUAGUGGAACCAAGUUGGAGGGGUGCAAGAGUUGAUGUUGGUAGUUUAGAGGCUAUUGAAAUCUUCCACGUCAAUAUCCUUGGUCUAUCGAGUGUUAUGAGUAUUUAUAACAAAUUAAUAUUCCAUUUCGAAAAAGAAUGCAUCAAUAGUUCCGAAAAAUACGAGAGAUACUAUCACAAAUUCUUCUUAGAGGCUAUUAACAUCUAUUUACAAUUGGCUAACUUAGUAACUGAUUUCUUAAAAGAGAAAUAUGAUCAUAUUAUGUCCAACAAUCAAAAAUAUUCGAUAAAUAAAUAUAUUGUUUUUGCAUUAGUUAGAAUGUGGUUGGUUGAAAUGUCUUAUGCAGCAAGAUUCUCAUAUAAAAAGGAAAUGUUAAAACAACAGCGAUUGGCUAACUCCAAUGAUUUUUUCAACGAACAAAGUGAUGAGGAUAUCCAAUUGAAUACAAUUCUUGUAUUUAACAUGUCGCAUAUUAAACAACAAAUGGAAGCUACAGUGAACCUUGCAGUUGAAAAGUUACAGGAUCCUUAUUUUGGCUGUUAUCAAGCAACAUUGAUGGUGAGAUACCUUCUAUAUGUUAUGAAUAAUGCUGGCCUUGCCGAGGUUAUGAAUAACUUUUGGGAUAGAGCAUUUAAUACUACUGAGAUUCCUGAAUAUGUUUUACAAAAAUUGAAUAUGAAAUGGGGGUUAAGUACCAAGGGCACAAAUUUUGUCGCAAAAUACUUAAUGAACCCAGAAUCCUUACAAAAUUUGAACUUACCAUUACUGAAACAGAUUCAAUAUAUGUUUGAUGAAACUACAUUUUACAAGCAUCCUACACAUGAGACAUUUGAGAUUGAUAAUUCUCCACCUGGCUUCGAUAAUGAAGAGAUGUUAAACCAAUUUUUGGAAUCAAACUUUGACUUAUUCCUAGGUGUGAUAAACGACAAUUUGGGCGAACUGCCAUCUUUAUAA
Maudiozyma saulgeensis is the source of this 2979-nucleotide messenger RNA. The record is from the annotation of a GenBank genome assembly. NCBI's taxonomy places the organism in Eukaryota, Fungi, Ascomycota, Saccharomycetes, Saccharomycetales, Saccharomycetaceae.